Molecule: messenger RNA, 6454 nt
Organism: Caenorhabditis sp. 36 PRJEB53466
Lineage: Eukaryota; Metazoa; Nematoda; Chromadorea; Rhabditida; Rhabditidae
Source: the annotation of a GenBank genome assembly
AUGUUUGCCACGUUCUUCCGAUGAUUUUCCGGCUAAUUAGUCUCUGCGAUUUGUCCAUUUCUGGCGCAUAUUCAUCCGAAUCGCGAACACUUUCGGGGGUGUGAAUGGGCGGAAAGGGAACCAAUUAAAAGAGGACGAAAGGGAACUACUGGAGGAGGAAAGCGACGGGACUAAUUACGGCACAGUGUCACUGCCAAGGACAGUAGUCAGAAGACAGACUUCGGCCUGGGAAAACGGCCGUUUGUUUGCCCCCGAAUGUCUCGUGGUUCUGCUCUGUAAUUAGCUCCACUUGACGUUUCUCAUUUCAGAAUCGACGCCGAGCUGUUCGAGUUGUCACCAGACGGUCAGCAAUGGGAUAAGCUCGACGGCCGACUUGCCAAGGUUUGUGCUCUUCAUAUUUUACAAGUCUUCGAAAUAAGAAACAAGUACAUCUUCCUAGCCUACCUACAGAUCGUUGUAGCUUUUGCGGAUUCCUUGACGACGUCAUCAUCCAUCUCAUAACUCUCUUCCAGGUACGCGUGUUCAACGCCUUCGACGAGUCUCAGCCACGUCUUCUGGCCACCUCAUCGUCCGGUCAGGUACUUCUGGACACUCUCAUUCCAAUGGGUACGUCUUCCUCUUCUUCUUCUUCUUUCUUUUCUUUCCGCCUUGUUCUGACCACACCCGGUUGUAUCUGCAGCGGAAAUCUUUCUGAAAAGAGAGAAAGAAUGGGGAGUGACUGACUUCAUCUUAAAAAUGCAUAGGUGUGGACUGCGAACGCGUUGAGAAGAGGUGUGACUGGCUGGCCACGAGAGAGAGAGAGAGUGAGAGAGAGAGAGAGUGGAAGAAAGAUCUUUUUUGAUUUUCCCGGAUUCCUUCUCGGUCACUUUUACUCCUACAGUAAUCCUCACUGAUUUUGCUCUUUCCAACGCCCACCACCUGACUAGUUUUUCGCGCCACAAACCACAUUCAAUUACCACUCUUCCACCCCCGUCCGCGCGGUUAUUAAAAGUGAUAAAAUAUAUCAUCGCCGAUCGGAUUUCAAAGUGCUCAUCAAACAAAUAAGUCUUGUGCCCCCCACUCACUUCGCUCAUAAUAGUUGGUGGGCUCUGCGCGAGCCCAAGUAAUUUCUCUCCCUUGCGCGUGUGCAUUUAUUUCCAGUCGCUUGGCGACAUUCAUCUCAGCACAAGAAACAACUUUUCCUCUUUUUAGUCUCUAUAUUUCGUACAUUUCAGGCGAGAAGGUGCACAAAGUCAGCGACUUUUUUGUGUAUUUGAAAGCGGACGGACGGACGAUCGGAUUCAACACUCUGAGCGCCAGGGACACGUCACUCCUCAUCUCUCAGGUAGGCAAAACAUGUCCGAACCACCCGACAGAAAUUGCUGAUAAGCUUUUCAUUGAUCGUAAAAAAGAUGAUUGGCGUAUGCAAAAGAGACAAAAGAAAAGCGUUAUCAGUGAUUAUCACUGAUGGACGUCGAUCGGACACUAAUAACAUUAGCAGAAAGAGUUUCCGAUGAAAAAUUGUACUAAAGUAUUCAUUGAGUUCUCGUAGUGAGUUUUUAUGGACUUAUUAUGAUGGAAACGCGGAAGAAGUCAUGGAGGCCCUCGGGCCAUUGAUGUUGAUAGCUCCGAAACAUAUUCUUUGUGUGGUUUCAGUCGUCGAACACUUCGGCAUUCAACAUGUUCCAACACUCAUUUUCCGCCUCCGUCUCCCGCAUUGCCACGUUCGAGGCAGAUUCAAUUCAACCGUGCGACGAGGAACCGGAGACUUCAAAUGUGAGGUUUUCGUGUGAUUUUGAUUGUAUAACUUCACAACUUCAGGUUUCCUUGAACCCACUCAGCAUGGUUUUCAACUACAAAGGAUCUCCGGUCACUAUUGACUUGGUAAGCUCUCACUGACAUUGUUUUUUUUUAACUUUUCUGUUUUCAGCUGGAAUGUUUUGCGUGCUCCUCGGAAGCCGAGAACUGUGUGGACAUCGCUCACGCAAAUAACAUCUUCCGGGUGAUCGUGUCCGCCCACGCACACCUCUUCCUCAUCCAGGCUCUCAAUGUCUCAUCUCUUCUUCUGGCCAGGACGACUUCUCAAGCUGUCGCCAUCAAUUAUCUGGCUCGACAGAAUGAGAAGAUUCAGCAGAAACUGAUUUCCCUUCUGGAGACGUCAGAAUCCAGUGAAACAGCGUCAAAGGAAGACGUCAGACAGAUGCUUCUCCUCAAAAAUGUAGUCGUCACCCAGAGACUUAACUCUCUGCAACAGAGGCCGUUGCCGGGCGUCGAGGUAUGUCAUUGAAGCUCUUCGUUCUCUCGCUCACUUCCCUUUAAUUAUCCACUUUCCGAAUACUGUAACAUGAGCCUCUCCGUCGCUAAAUUCGCCAUCACCACUCGAAUUUCCCCGUCCCGCGCGGCCCCCUCUUCUCAAAAACACCUUCUCUUGCUCCUCCUCUUGCUGCUCGCUUUUAUUCGGUUAUAGAAAGUGUUCAUAAUAAAAUCGGACGGCUUUUUCUUCUUCUUCUUCUUCUUCUUCCCUCAGACACUACUACUACUACUACUUUUCUUUUUUUAUCACUCUUUCUCCUCCUUUUCGUUCUCUUUCUUCCCACUUUCUCGAAACCAACUAAACUAAAUAAUUGGUUGUCGAGAGAUGAUUGAUUGAUGAGAUUCCAAUUCGGUCAAGUACUUCUUCAAAGCUUCUUCUUUUUCUUCUUCAUCUUUUUCCUUCUUUUCUUCACUUUUUCGGUCACUUUUUCAUUCCUUGUUUGUUGCAAUAUUCUCAUCGUCAAGUACAUGCUUCCGUCGAAAAUUAGCCGGAUUGGUUGACCACUUCUGUGAACUUUGUUUGCAUUCAUUUGAAUUCGAAUAAGAAACUCUCGUCUGGAGUGACCUUUCUUCUUGUUGCAAAAAGGGGGAAUGGGUACAAGUUCAGCAAACAGUAGCAUGGUUAAAAGAGGGUAGACCGGGCAAACACCGAGCAGUUUUUCUAGCUUCCGAGGUUUGUGUGAAUAGGAUUUAAAUGAUUUGAAAUUUGAGAUUCCAUACUUUUUUACUGUUGCCGUUGAGAUUUCUAUCUAUCGUGAAUUCAGUCCCCCAGCAUCUGUAACAUGUACUUUCUUACUUUUCUCCUUUGCUUCUCCACCAACUUCUCAUGAUUCCUAGAUUUCCCAUCAAAACAAUCGUACAUCCUGCCGUUCUGCCCAGCCAUUUUUCGUGAUCAACAUAACAGCAGCGGGCUCUUUGGAGGCUUCCCACUCAUCAUGGAUCUCAUCAGAACCAGCUCGUGUAAUCCACGUGUGGUCAAGUACAUCCUCCCGCCCGUGUACUCCCGCCCGUGUCGCAAAGUUGAUCGCUUCUGCUGCUGACAAGAUGUUUACUCAACACGUUCCAUUUUACAAAUGUUGUGUCCCCUCCCGCACCGCCUCACAGAUAUGUGUAUGUGCGAAUGUAAAUUUGUAUACUAUAGGUGGGAGGAGGGAAAAGCAUGGAAGAAGAAGAAGAAGAAGGAGAAGGGCGUCAAGUGCAAAAUACGAGCGAACGAAAUGAUGAUUGUUGACCGGAUUUCUCGAGUACCGUCUCUCUCCUCUCGCCUCAUCAAUCAAGCUUCCACUCAUUUCGCAUUCAUUCAUUCGCGUUCUCAUUCCGCACUUUUUAUUACUGUCAACGAGACAAAAUGACUGAAUAUAACGGUCUAGUGGCAAAUAACUUUCGGAAUCGUUCGUAGGAACACCAGCCUUGAACCCAAGUAUCUUAUUUGUAUUAUAAAAGAUCUUAAAGUUUACACAAGUUCCGUACAACCUUUUCUGGCAUGGUUCUUACUCCUUUCUCUCUUCCUCUCCCCCUAGCUUCUUCUCAUUUCCUGCCGGAUGCUCACUUCCUUCCCUUCCUUUUGUUUCUCCGCUUGUUCUUGUCGCGAAACAACAAGAUUAGCACCUUCCGCUCCUUUCACAGAAACCGCACGAAAAGUACUUCUCUGCGCCACGUGGCAAUCUUCUUCACUUUUCAGCUAAUUCAAAACGACAUUUCUCCGCAAAUCGGACCUAUAUUACUGGAAAACUGUCGUCUCGCAUCGCUAUUCCUCUACCAUUUCAACAUGAAUUCAUUUCGAAUGCAAGUUUCACCCUUUUUUGAAUAAAACCAAUUAUGACGUACUGAUUUCAGAUGGCGGAAACCGAUGGAAGUACGCGACAUGAACACGAUCAGCACGCUUCCGUCGACCAGCCAGCAAUACCAUCAGAUUCCGAUUCAAAUCCAGAGCCAGAAUCAGAAUGCGCUCCCUCUUCCGCAGCAGCAGCAGCAGCCAACUCCCCAAGAUCAUGUCACUUCUCACAACGGUACAACCACAUUCCAUUCGACGGUUCGUGCUUUGGCUACUUGAUUCUAGAUGCUUCUGGCACUCGAACAGUCUAGUGCUUUGAAAGCAUUGAUUCGUUUUCCAGAUUCCUCUGAAACCGAGACUGUGUGAGGGCUCCCUUGCUCCGGGAUGCUCUUUGGCCGAGGCUUCCGAACAGCGAAGACGGGAGAUGGCCGAGCAGAAGAGGGAAUUGACGGGCUCGUCGGCAGAGGAUUACUUUGUGAGAAAGACGAAUGGCCGAUUGGGACUCACCAUCUACGCGCACAACGACGACGGAGUCAUCCGGGCCGAGGUGCGUGGAGUCACUUCGUUCGCGCCCCGGUGUGCUCAAGUUGGCGACGCCGUCAUCGCCGUCGACAGUGAGCUCAUUUCCUCGGUCCGGUGCGCAUCUGAUGUCGAGAAGCUGCUGCGGGUCGGGAAAGUGAUUCACCUACGGAGGAAGACGCCGUUACCUCCAAAAGUGAGUUAUUGUUUCAUCUUUGCAACUUUCUCUCUGUUCUUCUAAUCCGCUCUUCCAAUAAGUUCAACACUUUUCGGAUUUGUUCAGGCGCCCGCUCCGCUAGAUGCGACGAAUGUCAACAAGAAAACGGGGUGCGCAAAGUUGGCGAUGGCACUGCAAGAGCUGUUGGUCACCGAGCGCAAGUAUGUCAGUGAUCUGAGAGAGGUGAGGUACACGAAAUGGAUGCGUUUGCUAAUAAGGAGAAGUUGCAGAUGAAUGAGGUGUUUCUGUGUAUGAGGGCAGUCAGGGAUAUCAUGCACGCGGCGAUCCGGCUGUACAAAAUGCAGACGUCGUUCGUGGAUUCUCUGGAAGAAGCCAUCGGAGACAUGAGCAGGCAGGACAUUUCUGUGGCUCAGAUUAGAGUGAGUUGCAAAGGAUUCCACUCCAUUUACAUACUUAUUCUCAGGAUUCGGUGAUGCGCGUGUGUGCAGUGUUCAUCAACAAAUGUGCCGAUUUCAAGAUCUACGCAGAGUACGCAGCUGGCUAUCAUCUUCUGCAGCACGAAAUCAAGAACAAAAAAGAAUUGCUGUCGAAGUUGGAGGCAGUGAACAGCACUCGCGAGCAGCACUGUUCCUGGGAGUCGCGGAUGAUAAAGCCCGUGCAGAGGAUAGUACAGUACCCGAUGCUGCUCAAGAACAUCGCAGACGCACUUCCGAAAGACGCACGGGAACGGAUUCAGGUGGAAUCCGCUCUUCAGAAGAUGCAAACGUCGGCGGAGUACGUGAAUGAGAUGCAGAGGUUACACGAGGAUUACGCGCAGUGUAUGGAGACGGUCAGGAAGGCGAACGAGCCGAUGUUGGCGGAGAAGGUUUGCAGAUUCAGAAAAGGUGGAAAAAAGGGGAUGAAUGAUUUCAGGGAUUACGACUGGACACUAGGGAACUGCUCGUGUUCGCUCACAUCAAAUGGCGGGAUGCUCCGGCCGAGCACUACGUCGUUUUCGUCUUCCACUCACUGAUUCUUCUUCUUCCAUCCUACGCCAGAAAAGAGAUAAAAGUGAGUGUCCGAACGAGUGGGAACCGAUGAGAAAUGACCGGUUUUGCAGAUGAAAUGGACGAGAGUGCUUCCAAUAAACGAAGUGGAUAUCAAUGAAAUGCCGAAUGACCCACUCAAUCUCAAACUGUAUCACGCUGCUUUCGAGGGUGCCAACGGGCAAUUGAGCCAUUGUGAGUACACCGAUUCGAUCGUUUGCCAAUCUCUUUACUGGAAAUGCUCUAAUAUCGCCCAUUCAAGACGGUGUAUUUUAGCUGCCGGUAGAGAUGUCAAGAAGUUGUCAACUGAUAAAAUGUACACGAUAUGUUCAUGAGUAUUUUAUCAGUUUACAACUUUUUAAUUUCUUUAUCGGCGGCUGAGUUAUGUUGUCCUGAAUAAGUGAUAUUGAGGUCUCCUGGUGACGGUAAUUAUGAAAUCCUCGUUUCACAUAGAAUUGCGUUAGAGCUUUAAGACUUUCAGCGAACCCGAACACCGUGUACAACAUCGAAUGCUGUCAAUCCCAACUGAAACAACAUCUCAUCAAAAACAUCAAAAAGGCGAGAACGCUAUUCUCUCGCGAAUCUCACCGUCCCUUGAGCGGAUCGAGUCAAUCGGACGGCGGAUACGUAUCGGAAGUUUCGAAAGAGCAUCGAAGUUCCAAGUAG